UAACGCUUCCUAAGUGACCCACUAACACAGAUGUCUGAGUCACCAGCCGCAUUAAGACUGAAAGCAAGGUAGCAAGCAAGACAGCUACUGGUAGGAAUUUCAUCAAGAUCGUGAGCCAGUGGAAAGGUUCUCACUUAUGCCGAAGCUUGUGGUAGAAACUAAGACCGACCCCUUCGGCUGGAACGUAGUGAAGAUUUCUUCAAGUGGACUGAUUUGGUGUGGAAGUUGCUACUGUUCCAGAUCAUUGUUAUGGCUUACAGUUAAUGCAUUUGAACACACUGAUUGUCAUUAACAUUAAUAAUAUGCAAUCAGUCAAGCAAGACAUUCACUCCAGUGAGUCAUUCAGUGGAGAUGAUGCCCUUGUGUUUGCUGUGGCUUUACACAGACCUAACAAAAAUUUAUUGGCUGACAAAAUUUCAGCAGUUCCUUUCAACACUAAAUCUACAUGCCGCAGGAAACGUGAGUUCAUCCCAGAGGAGAAGAAAGACACCCUUUACUGGGAGAGACGACGCAAGAACAAUGAGGCUGCCAAGCGCUCAAGAGAAAAGCGACGCAUCAAUGACAUGGUGCUUGAGAACAAGCUGAUGGCCCUUGGAGAGGAGAAUGCAUCCCUGAAGGCGGAACUGCUUUCUCUAAAAAUCAAGUUUGGAUUAGUUAGCUCAUCACCACAUACCCAAGAAGUCCAAACACUACCUAGCCCCCCCACUGUAAACUCUCAUGAGGAGUUUACAUCUUCUGGUGCUGCCCAGGGUUUAGUCAGAAGAGAUCUUGAGCAUGUAGAGCUACACAACAGCUGUACAUCAGUUAUCAAACACUUACCUCUCAUGCCUGAAACAUGGGCUGCAAAUCAAACAAGUUUUACUUUCUGUAGGACAGCAGGUUUUAAGCAAGAACCACUUGAAAUUUGCACCUGGCAGCAAAGCACUACUCCAUCUGAACUCUACAAAAAUAGCAAGGUUAGAUAUUUGUUUGAUGUCUGUUCCGAGGCAGCCUCAUUCAUGCAGACUGCUAGGUCAUCUAGUAACUCACCCAAGAACUCAGAUGACAAUGCUGUAAGCAAAGCAUCCGAUGGGGAGGAUGAGCAGCAAGUACCGAAGGGAUCGAAGCUUUCUAUACCUGACCAGAGAAGCGUCAUUGUUUCAACUCACAAAGUGCCGGAUGUCAGUUCUUCAGCUUUGCCCCAUAAACUGCGAAUCAAAUCAAGAACCAUCCAAAUUAAAGCGGAAGCGGUUGACCUUGAAUAUGACUCCACUGGAAAGGCUUCUUUUGUCAGUGUUUCAGAAGGAGAAUGCUUUCAGACCUCAGAAUCUAGACAGCCUUUCCAUUGUCCUUUGUCAGUACAGGUUUCCAGCAUGCAAGGCUGGAGCGACAGGUCUGAAAGCAGUAUUUCUACAGAGUGGCUGCCCGAAUAGUAAAUAAUAUGCUACUAAAAAACAAUUGUACGUUUCUAUGCACACUCAGAUGCUGAGGACUUUUGCCUUCAGGUUUUUGGCAUGUUGUCAGCUAAAGUGGCCUCAUGUAUUAAACCAACAACAACAGAGCAAGAUGCUUAAGCAAAGUAAACUAAUAGCAUCCCUAGUAUUAAGUUUAUCAAAAAAGAAAUGUUUGAUGUGAAUUUCAUGAGGAAUGUUCAUAUGAUCUUGUUAUUAUAUUUUGGAUUUCCAGUCUAUUCCCUGUGGUACAAUGUUAAUGUUUAGAUUGGGUCAGUUUUCAGUGACAAAAUGUUGAGUUUUUCCCAGGGAUUUUUGGAAGACAGUUUAUUAAAGUAUGUUCAGAAGAAUCAAUAUAUGCAAGGUUGUAUGGAGUCUAUUCUAUAGUAUGCAUUAUAAACUCAGUUAAAUUAUGUGCCACAUCUUAGUCUGUUUUUUUUGUAAACAAACACUAUGUAAAGUAAUUUGAGAAACACUGCUCUAUAUGUCUGACUUUAAACCUGUUUUUAUUUCUGCUAGUUCGAUGGCAAUCUUAUUAAUCUGAAAAAUCAUUAACAGGUGCUCAAUCAACGAUAGAAAUAGUAUUGGGAUUGUUAUGAUCGGAUCAUUGUGUGUUACACACAAAGUGUAGAAUUUUUAAAAGAAACUUCCUAGCACAGUUCAAAUUAAGCAAGAGGAUAUAUCCCUUGGAUUUCUGGUUUCAUGCAUUUUAGUGAAUGAAUAUAGCUAUAGAGAUGUCCAUUAACCACAAAUUGUAAGAGGAAAAAAAA
This is a messenger RNA of Fundulus heteroclitus (mummichog), 2200 nucleotides long. RefSeq names its product nuclear factor, interleukin 3 regulated (gene nfil3). The transcript has 2 exons. Gene Ontology annotation, cellular component: nucleus. NCBI's taxonomy places the organism in Eukaryota, Metazoa, Chordata, Actinopteri, Cyprinodontiformes, Fundulidae. Gene Ontology annotation, biological process: regulation of DNA-templated transcription; circadian rhythm; DNA-templated transcription. The coding region runs from base 264 to 1412 and encodes 382 amino acids. The record is from RefSeq and is a predicted model, not a curated record. Gene Ontology annotation, molecular function: DNA binding; DNA-binding transcription factor activity.